AUGGAGCAUUCGUCGCCACUCGCUGCCAUGCAGCCUCCGCCUCUACCGUUGGGUUCUUGGGGAUACAUGUCCAAUGUUCCGACAUCACAUUCUCGACUCGCCGGGAACGCCAUGUUUGGCCCGGGAAGCUUCAACUUCAAGGAUCUGAGCAUGAAGAGGUCUUCAUCCGAUUAUUUCAGCAUGAAACCAGUUCGAGGUUCGUCGCCAACCGCAAGCCUCGCCGCCGAUCUAUCCCAAAACUUUCAUAUCGACCAAAGUCCACAGCUUCCGACUCCUCGGCGUUCGCUCUUCACAUCCAAUUUCUUUGGAACACUUGAUGGUCGGGAAACCAUGACUACGCCGCCGAUACCAUCUUCCUCUCCAGGACCAGGAAACGACAUCAUGGACAUAUCACCGCUUCCGCACAAGCCGGCGUUCGCAGUAACCCAAAUUGAACUCAGGUCGCCGACUCCCGAGACGUCACCGGCAGGCACUCCAAUGGCCGUUUCACCGAUUUGCUCUGGGCUCUCCCCGCUGGAUAGCUCUCAGCACAAUACUAAUGCGGAAUCGAAGAGAAGCCAACCUCGCCGCCCCAUGUUGCCUCGAACCAAGGGUUUCUCAACCAAUUCCGUUUCGUUCAAAACAACUGGCCUAGAGAGUCACCUUCCCCAGUUCAAGUUUGGUGCUGGCGCAGCCACACUUUCACCGCCCUUGACGUUGGAUCAAUGCUUCACCGACUCUCCCUCGCAAGAAGGCAAAACUUCGUCAAAUGCGUCACUUAUGCCUCCGCCCCGUCCCAGGCAGGCUUUUGCCGCCAUGGCAGCGAGUGCUCGCAGCAACGGAUCUCCUAUUACCGGCCAUAUUCGAAAAUCCAGCGGGUCGGCUAUUCGCCCUCGCAAGCAAUUUCGCAGAUCCCUUAGCAUGUUUGAGCAUCCUGGCGAUGUGAUGAGCCAAGAACAAGAGGAGAUGUGUUCCAGUAGUACCUUGCAGUCUAUAAUGGACAUCGAAGACAACUUCAAGCCGCAGCUGCCACACUUUCUUCCGGACCACCCACCAGAUAGUUUGCCUCGUAUAACCCUGGACACAUUGAUAGAUGUGCUGGAUGGGAAAUAUGAUGGCCUCUACGAAGACUCGCUCGUUGUCGACUGCCGUUUUGAAUAUGAGUAUGAAGGCGGUCAUAUCAAUGGCGCCAUUAACUACAAUGAUAAGGAGCUUCUAGCAACGCGGCUUUUUGACCAGGCCAAGGCAUCUAAGACUUUGCUCAUAUUCCACUGUGAAUACUCCGCCCAUAGAGCGCCUAUGAUGGCAAAGUUUGUUCGGCAACAGGAUCGUGCAGUUAACGCCGCUUGCUAUCCCAAACUCACAUACCCAGAGGUUUAUAUCCUUGACGGCGGAUACAGUUCUUUCUUUAAUGCUCACCGAUCUCGUUGCUUUCCCCAAAAUUAUGUUGAGAUGGAUUCUAAAGAGCAUGAGUUGGCCUGCGAGCGGGGCAUGGGAAAGUUGCGUCAACGGGCCAAGCUGGGCCGGGCCCAGACUUAUGCAUUCGGCCAGAGCUUCCACGACGAGAGCCCAACGGCCCCAAGCAAAUCCUCCAACGACUCAAUGAUGGGCAACUUCACCUCCCAAGACAGGGUGACAGACUUGCGGCGCAUGCACGCGAGACGAAUGGCAUCUUGCUAG
This is a messenger RNA of Xylona heveae TC161, 1659 nucleotides long. RefSeq names its product putative cell cycle control protein tyrosine phosphatase Mih1. Gene Ontology annotation, biological process: positive regulation of G2/MI transition of meiotic cell cycle; protein dephosphorylation; G2/M transition of mitotic cell cycle. Bases 1 to 1659 code for a protein of 552 amino acids. The transcript has 5 exons. NCBI's taxonomy places the organism in Eukaryota, Fungi, Ascomycota, Xylonomycetes, Xylonales, Xylonaceae. Gene Ontology annotation, cellular component: nucleus; cytoplasm. The record is from RefSeq and is a predicted model, not a curated record. Gene Ontology annotation, molecular function: protein tyrosine phosphatase activity.